Molecule: messenger RNA, 4775 nt
Organism: Centropristis striata (black sea bass)
Lineage: Eukaryota; Metazoa; Chordata; Actinopteri; Perciformes; Serranidae
Product: scavenger receptor cysteine-rich type 1 protein M130-like
Exons: 19
Coding region: 1-4593 (1530 amino acids)
Cellular component (GO): membrane
Molecular function (GO): nucleic acid binding
Source: RefSeq, a predicted model, not a curated record
AUGAGACGGUUCAUCGCGCGGAGAGGCACCCCCUUUGAGAUCCUCUCUGACCAGGGGACUAACUUCCGAGGCGCAGAUAAGGAGCUGAAAGAGGCCUUUGCAGCGAUGGAGUCACAGUUGCAGGAGAGGCUCGAGAAAAAACAGAUUAAAUUCUGUUUUAACCCACCAGCAUCUCCCCACUUCGGGACUGGGAGCGAAGCCGUCACACUGCUGUGUCUGUUGACACAGAGGAGGAGACAGUCUGGUAGGAAAGAACAACUCCUUGUCCCUGCAGCAUUGAACAGACUCUCCAUGCAGAUUCACACAGAAUCCACAAAUUCUGUCAGGCUGGUGAAUGGGACCAGUGUGUGCUCAGGGAGAUUGGAGGUGAAGUAUGACCAGUCUAAGCAGAGCUGGUCCUCAGUGUGUGAAGAUGACUUUGACCAGCAGGAUGCAGAGGUGGUCUGCAGGGAGCUUGGCUGUGGGGCUCCUUCAGUCCUCCAGGGGGCGCUCUAUGGAGAAGGGGAGGCUCCAAUGUGGGCCAAAGAGUUCCAGUGUGGAGGAAAUGAGUCUGCUCUCCUGGACUGUAGAAGCUCAGGCUCAGAUAGAAACACCUGCUCACCUGGCAGAGCUGUUGGACUCACCUGCUCAGAACCUGUCAGGUUGGUGGGAGGAGACAGUCGCUGUGCAGGAACACUAGAGAUGAAACAUGAAGGAGAAUGGAGACCAGUGAUUGGCUUUGGCUCUAUCCUGAAGGUAGCAGCUGUUACCUGCAGAUAUCUGGACUGUGGUUCUGCUGUUUCUGUAAGAACAGAGGAGUACUCAGACAGAUAUGUGUGGGGGAUCAGCUCUGACUGUGUUCAGUCUGGAUCUCUGAGAGAGUGUGCAAAAUCAUCUUCCUCUUCCUUCAUCUAUAAAGUCAACUGCUCAGACUCUUUCAGGCUGGUGAAUGGGACAGGUGUGUGCUCAGGCAGACUGGAGGUGAAGUCUGACCAGUCUAACCAGAGCUGGUCCUCAGUGUGUGAAGAUGACUUUGACCAGCAGGAUGCAGAGGUGGUCUGCAGGGAGCUUGGCUGUGGGGCUCCUUCAGUCCUCCAGGGGGCACUCUAUGGAGAAGGGGAGGCUCCAAUGUGGACCAAAGAGUUCCAGUGUGGAGGAAAUGAGUCUGCUCUCCUGGACUGUAGAAGCUCAGGCUCAAAUAGAACCACCUGCUCACCUGGCAGAGCUGUUGGACUCACCUGCUCAGAACCUUUCAGGUUGGUGGGAGGAGACAGUCGCUGUGCAGGGACACUAGAGAUGAAACAUGAAGGAGAAUGGAGACCAGUGAUUGGCUUUGACCCUACCCUGAAAGUAGUAGCUUCUCUCUGCAGAUAUCUGGACUGUGGUUAUGCUGUUUGUAUAAGAAUAGAGGACUCCUCAGACAGAUCUGUGUGGCAGACCGACCCUUUCUGUGUUCACUCUGAAUCUCUGAGAGAGUGUGUAGCAUCAUCUUCCUCUUCCUCCAUCUGUAAUGUCACCUGCUCAGACUCUGUCAGGCUGGUGAAUGGGACCAGUGUGUGCUCAGGCAGACUGGAGGUGAAGUCCGACCAGUCUAAGCAGAGCUGGUCCUCAGUGUGUGAAGAUGACUUUGACCAGCAGGAUGCAGAGGUGGUCUGCAGGGAGCUUGGCUGUGGGGCUCCUUCAGUCCUCCAGGGGGCGCUCUAUGGAGGAGGGGAGGCUCCAAUGUGGACCAAAGAGUUCCAGUGUGGAGGAAAUGAGUCUGCUCUCCUGGACUGUAGAAGCUCAGGCUCAGAUAGAAACACCUACUCACCUGGCAGAGCUGUUGGACUCACCUGCUCAGAACCUGUCAGGUUGGUGGGAGAAGACAGUCGCUGUGCAGGAACACUGGAGCUGAAACAUGAAGGAGAAUGGAGAACAGUGUCUAGCGCUUUUUGGACCCUGAAGGAAACAGCCUCUAUAUGCAGAGAGCUGGACUGUGGUUCUGCUGUUUCUGUGAGAAGAGAGGACUCCUCAUACAGAUCUGUGUGGCAGACCAGCCCUGUCUGUGCUCUGUCUGAAUCUCUGAGAGAGUGUGUAGCAUCAUCUUUCCAUUCCUCCAUCUUUAAUGUCACCUGCUCAGACUCUGUCAGGCUGGUGAAUGGGAACAGUCUGUGCUCAGGCAGACUGGAGGUGAAGUCUGACCAGUCUAACCAGAGCUGGUCCUCAGUGUGUGAAGAUGACUUUGACCAGCAGGAUGCAGAGGUUGUCUGCAGGGAGCUUGGCUGUGGGGCUCCUUCAGUCCUCCAGGGGGCGCUCUAUGGAGAAGUGGAGGCUCCAAUGUGGACCAAAGAGUUCCAUUGUGGAGGAAAUGAGUCUGCUCUCCUGGACUGUAGAAGCUCAGGCUCAGAUAGAAACACCUGCUCACCUGGCAGAGCUGUUGGACUCACCUGCUCAGAACCUGUCAGGUUGGUGGGAGGAGACAGUCGCUGUGCAGGAACACUGGAGCUGAAACAUGAAGGAGAAUGGAGACCAGUGAGUAGCAAUGGCUGGACCCUGAAAGUAGCAGCUUCUCUCUGCAGAUAUCUGGACUGUGGUUCUGCUGUUUCUGUAAGAAGCGAGGAGUCCUCAGAGAGAUCUAUGUGGAUGAUCCAUUCUCACUGUGUUCAUUCUCGAUCACUGAGGGAGUGUGCACUCUCAACAUUUUACCCUCACGCCUUUGUGAAUCUCACCUGCUCAGACCUGCUGCUUCAGCCCAACAUCUCUGCAUCCUCCUCCAUGGACGGGGUCUCCAAGGCCCAGCAGCAGGGGCUUCGGGUGUUCAGGGGCUCCAACUUCACCGUCAGCUGCUCCAUCAAGCCACAGUACCCAGGAGGCUCCUUCCAGCUCCACUUCACCUCCUCCACCUCAGCACACACCUACACCCAGCCAGCUGGCCCGCCCACCAAGGAAGCUACAGCUGUGUUUAUCACGUCCAUGUUUUCUCUCAUAACUUCUCCUCUGAGAGCCGUCAGCUCUCUCUCACUGUUGUUGACCCACAGGGUCUACAGGGUGCAGAAGCCCCGCAGACGGGAGGACGUGGAGCUGGAUUAUUAUAACCUGGGUGUUCCUGCAGCAGAAGGAGCGCCGACUGAAGAAUUAGGAGCUCAGGGAGCAGAUUCAGAUCCUAUCAGGUUGGUGGGAGAAGACAGUCACUGUGCAGGAACACUGGAGCUGAAACAUAGAGGAGAAUUGAGACCAGUGGUUGGCUUUGACUGGACCCUGAUGGAAGCAGCUUCUCUCUGCAGAUAUCUGGACUGUGGUUCUGCUGUUUCUGUAAGAAGAGAGUCCUCAUACAGAUCGGUGUGGAGGAUCAGGUCUGACUGUGUUCAGUCUGGAUCUCCGAGAGAGUGUCUAGAAUCAACUUCCUCUUCCUCCAUCUAUAAAGUCAACUGCUCAGACUCUGUCAGGCUGGUGAAUGGGACCAGUGUGUGCUCAGGCAGACUGGAGGUGAAGUCUGACCAGUCUAAGCAGAGCUGGUCCUCAGUGUGUGAAGAUGACUUUGACCAGAAGGAUGCAGAGGUGGUCUGCAGGGAGCUUGGCUGUGGGGCUCCUUCAGUCCUCCAGGGGGCGCUCUAUGGAGAAGGGGAGGCUCCAAUGUGGACCAAAGAGUUCCAGUGUGGAGGAAAUGAAUCUGCUCUCCUGGACUGUAGAAGCUCAGGCUCAGAUAGAAACACCUGCUCACCUGGCAGAGCUGUUGGACUCACCUGCUCAGAACCUGUCAGGUUGGUGGGAGGAAACAGUCGCUGUGCAGGAACACUGGAGCUGAAACAUGAAGGAGAAUGGAGACCAGUGGAUAGCUAUGGCUGGACCCUGAAGGAAGCAGCAGCUGCCUGCAGAGAGCUGGACUGUGGUUCUGCUGUUUCUGUAAGAAGAGAGGAGUCCUCAUACAGAUCUGUGUGGUGGAUCAAGUCUCACUGUUUUCAGUCUGGAUCUCUGAGAGAGUGUGCAGCAUCAUCAUAUACCUCUCCUUCCUUCCAUCCUUCCUUUGUGAAUCUCACCUGCUCAGACCUGCUGCUUCAGCCCAACAUCUCUGCAUCCUCCUCCAUGGACGGGGUCUCAGAGGCCCAACAGCAGGGGCUUCGGGUGUUGCAGGGCUCCAACUUCACCGUCAGCUGCUCCAUCCAGCCACAGUACCCAGGAGGCUCCUUCCAGCUCCACUUCACCUCCUCCACCUCAGCACACACCUACACCCAGCCAGUUGUCAAUCACGCUGCCCACUUCCUGUUUCCUAACAACACCCAGCCAGCUGUCAAUCAGUAUGCCCAGUUCCUGUUUCCUGCUGCAGAGCCCGCCCACCAAGGAAGCUACAGCUGUGUUUACCACGUCCAUGUUUUCUCUCAUAACUUCUCCUCUGAGAGCCGUCAGCUCUCUCUCACUGUUGUAGAUCCGAGACCUUUUAUCAUCAGAUCGGUUGUCCUGCCGCUGAUUCUGCUGUUGGUGAUCAUUGUCUCUUACUUCUAUAUUAAGACCCACAGGGUCUACAGGGUGCAGAAGCCCCGCAGACGGGAGGACGUGGAGCUGGAUUAUUAUAACCUGGGUGUUCCUGCAACAGAAGGAGCGCCGACUGAAGAAUUAGGAGCUCAGGGAGCAAAGUAGCACCUCCAAGCAGCUCGUCUCACACCCACAUGGAUUUAUAUUCACAAGUUCCCUUCAAUAAUCAGGAUUCGUUACGUUACAUUAUGUUGAAAAGACCAAACCCACAGCAUGUCCCUGAGCCUAUCGGUUCCUACUGGAGAACUAAAAACACCUCACUAAAGUAAGAGGUGAGAGCAGGUCUA